AGGACAAUUUUUGUUGGAAGUAUAGGGCCUUGCAAGAUGGGUUCCACCAAGACGGUGGCGUAUUUUUUCGACCCCGACGUCGGGAAUUUCCACUAUGGCCAGGGCCACCCCAUGAAGCCCCAUCGCCUGGCCCUCACACACAGCCUAGUACUGCACUAUGGGCUCUACAAGAGGAUGCAGGUGUACCGCCCGUACCGUGCCACGGUCCACGACAUGUGCCGCUUCCACUCGGAGGACUACAUCGACUUCCUGCAGCGCGUGACUCCGCAGAACGUCCAGAACUUCACCAAGAGUUUACAGCAGUUCAACGUCGGCGAUGACUGCCCAGUGUUCCCAGGUCUCUUCAACUUCUGUUCCAUGUAUACUGGAGCUACACUGGAAGGAGCCGUCAAACUCAACAACAACAUUUGUGACAUAGCAGUGAACUGGGCUGGAGGUCUACAUCAUGCAAAGAAAUUUGAGGCAUCAGGGUUCUGCUAUGUCAAUGACAUUGUCAUUGGGAUACUGGAGCUACUAAAAUAUCACCCACGUGUCCUGUAUGUUGACAUUGACAUUCACCAUGGUGACGGUGUUCAGGAGGCGUUCUACCUGACAGACAGAGUCAUGACUGUCUCCUUUCACAAGUAUGGCAACCACUUCUUCCCUGGUACAGGUGACAUGUAUGAGGUUGGUGCAGAAGGUGGGAAGUAUUACUCACUCAACGUACCACUCAAGGAUGGCAUCGAUGACCACAAUUACCGCCAGCUGUUCAAUCCCAUCAUGCAACAGGUGGUUGAGUUCUUCCGCCCCACCUGUAUUGUACUACAGUGUGGUGCUGACUCCCUGGGCUGUGAUAGGCUGGGCUGCUUCAACCUCAGUGUCAAAGGUCAUGGGGAGUGUGUCAGCUUCAUGAAGGGGUUCAACCUCCCCCUGCUGGUACUAGGGGGAGGGGGGUACACUGUGAGGAAUGUGGCCAGGUGCUGGACACAUGAGACGGCCCUGUUGUUAGAUGAGGAGGUCAACAAUGAGCUGCCCUAUAACGAGUAUUUUGAGUACUUUUCACCAGACUUCACGCUGCACCCUGACACCAGCACCAGGAUUGAAAACUGCAACACCAAAGGGUAUCUUGAACAGAUUCGGCAGACCAUCAAUGACAACCUGAAGUCGCUGAGCCACGCGCCUAGCGUACAGAUGCACGAUAUCCCGCCGGACCUUUUCAGUCUGGAGGUGGUGGAGGAACCAGACCCGGACAUACGCGAAAGUGUACAAGACCAGGACAACAGGAUUGAACCAGCUAACGAGUAUUAUGAUGGAGACAAAGAUCAAGACAGAGACAACGACCUGGAUGUAUGACAGUCUCCAACAUAGCAGAACUCUGCUGAUAACAGCUGAUGUAUUGUACAUAUAUGUGUAGUCAUCCUAAACCUGCAUUUUGUAAAAGGCUUUGGUUUUGUUUUAGAUUCUAGAGGGUACAAAGAGACAAAACAAAAUAUGAGAAACAAACUGCUGGUUUAAUGGAAAGAUACAGGAUUUAUUAGGACAGUACAUGACAAGGGAUUUUGAAGGUAGUGAAUUUGUCCCCUCUAUUCUGUAACAGUGGUUUUAUAAUGUUAAGCCCCUGUGCUGAUGAGUACAGUUUUUACAUUAUGUCUUGUA
This is a messenger RNA of Branchiostoma belcheri (Belcher's lancelet), 1635 nucleotides long. RefSeq names its product histone deacetylase 3-like. The transcript is spliced from 15 exons. Gene Ontology annotation, molecular function: histone deacetylase activity. NCBI's taxonomy places the organism in Eukaryota, Metazoa, Chordata, Leptocardii, Amphioxiformes, Branchiostomatidae. The record is from RefSeq and is a predicted model, not a curated record. The coding region runs from base 37 to 1332 and encodes 431 amino acids.